Messenger RNA from Conger conger (European conger), 2820 nucleotides. RefSeq names its product retinol dehydrogenase 10-A-like. The record is from RefSeq and is a predicted model, not a curated record. Gene Ontology annotation, molecular function: oxidoreductase activity, acting on the CH-OH group of donors, NAD or NADP as acceptor. The transcript has 6 exons. NCBI's taxonomy places the organism in Eukaryota, Metazoa, Chordata, Actinopteri, Anguilliformes, Congridae. Gene Ontology annotation, cellular component: lipid droplet. Bases 556 to 1590 code for a protein of 344 amino acids.
CUCUGGAAGUACCUGGCUUUAAAAAGAGUGAGCACCAACUUCGGAGCCAGAUGUUAGCUAGUGUUUUUAAAGCUACCUGGGCUUACGCAUUCGUAACAAAUUUAGUUUCAUUGUCAAUAGGUCCUGCUAUUCUUUUCCGGACUGGCUUUCGCUGGCUUUUCGUUCGUUCUGUUUUAAUCUACUAAAUGUGGGUGGGCGUUGACUGGUCCACAAUAAACUAUUUGCUACGUUAGCAAGCUAGGUAAAGUUAAGUUAAUUUAAGUUAACGUUAACGUGCAAAGUGUACGCAGUGUAUGCGUAUAUCGUUAAACAGCUGGUGUUAUUUAACUUACUAACUGGGGUUGGUGGCGAACGGUCAUUAGCAAAAACUUUUUGUAGAAAGUUUCUCAAACUUCAUAGCUGGCUGGCAAGGAAGUGUUAUAUUGUAACUUCAAUUAGCCCAGCUAUCUCGUUGUUUUUAUUUGCAAACUAGGUAGCUAGUUGGCUACUUAACUUGUAAUUGUAACCCCGAACGUACUUUGUUUCCAGUUGAAUUUCAGUACCCGGGCAUUAGAAAUGUAUAUUAUUACGGAGUUUUUGUUGGUGACACUGAAAGUGCUGUGGGCGUUUGUUCUGGCCGGAUUUAAAUGGUUCGUGCGACCUAAAGAGAAGAGUGUUGCGGGUCAGGUGUGUGUGAUCACUGGGGCUGGCAGUGGACUUGGGCGGUUGUUUGCCAAGGAGUUUGCGCGGCGAAGGGCUGUGCUUGUUCUGUGGGACAUCAACAAACAAAGCAACGAGGAGACCGCUGAGAUGGUGCGACAGAUCCAACGGGAGAUGACCAGCGCCGUGCAAAAAGACGGAUGUGCGCUUGGCACGCAGGAGCUGCCCGCGCUUGAGCCCCAGGUGUACACCUACGUGUGUGACGUGGGAAAGCGCGAAAGCGUUUACUCCACGGCAGAGAAGGUUCAGCGGGAGGUGGGCCACAUCGACCUGCUUAUCAACAACGCCGGAGUGGUGUCUGGCCACCACCUCCUGGAGUGUCCUGACGAGCUGAUUGAGAGGACCAUGAUGGUCAACUGCCACGCGCACUUCUGGACCACCAAGGCCUUCCUGCCCAAGAUGCUGGAGAUGAACCACGGGCACAUAGUGACGGUGGCCAGCUCCCUGGGGCUCUUCAGCACAGCAGGGGUGGAGGAUUACUGCGCCAGCAAGUUCGGGGCCAUCGGCUUCCACGAGUCCCUGAGCCACGAGCUGAAGGCUGCGGAGAAAGACGGGAUCAAAAUGACGCUGGUGUGCCCCUUUCUGGUGGAUACCGGCAUGUUCCAGGGCUGCAGGAUCAGGAAGGAGAUUACGCCGUUCCUGCCCCCCCUGAAGCCGGAGUACUGUGUGAGGCAGGCUGUGAGAGCCAUCCUGACCGACCAGCCCAUGAUCUGCACUCCCCGCCUCAUGUACAUGGUCAGCUUCAUGAAAACGAUUUUGCCGUUCGACGCCGUUGUGUGCAUGUACCGCUUCAUCGGUGCAGACAAGUGCAUGUACCCCUUCCUGGCACACAGGAAGCAGGUCACCAACAACAACCAGGACAAGACUGGGAUGCAGAUGGGUGCACCAUGACAAUGGAGAAAGACUACCUACCCACUCCCCAAUGGACAUUUUUACCAUAUUACUGUUCCAUUGGAAGCUAUGGACUUUCUAAAUUAUAUUUUAUGGUUGUUGCUUUUAAUUACAUUUUUAUAAAACAAACCAGCAUCUUCCUUGGAACUUGACAAUCGAUGAAGUAUGACAAUCACUGUUAAGUUGUUUUUAGCAGCUAGACUUUUCAAUUAAUGUAGCUGCCAGUGUCAUCACAUCUUUGUGUACAGUAUGUUACUGUUUGGACUGUAAAUCUGGUUACUUCCUUUAUACACAUGCAAACUCAUUACGGUGGUCAUCCCAGUAUGGUUUCAUGAGUAUUGAGCAGUUUUACUAGGCAGCCGUAAGGCAAAGUGCCUUUUGGCCAGAACUGCCCCAUUUAAAGAGAUGUAAAACCACAUACUCGGGUGAAAGUCUAGUCCUGGACAUGUGCGUGCUGAAUUGACUGAACUGUAGUACACACCGACGUUCUCUCAUAUACUGGUCAGUGCUUUCACUGUCGACAUGUAUGCAAUGUACAGUUCUAACUCAUCACCUGAUCACAAAUGUCCACUUGGAUACAUUGAGAUUAAUUCAGUAUUAAGGGAUUAAAUCCUGAAUCUGUGUGUGAGGCUGCUGGAGUCCGCUCCACUGGUCUUCCACAUUUCCCAUCCCUUCCUUCCCUGAAAGGGGGUGAUCCAGUUCCCUGUGAGUUAUGUCAUUUAGACCUUCUCUGGUGGUAGGAAGGCUUGCUUUCCAAAAAUGGCUGCAUUACUGAGGUUUUGUAUUUUGUUUAAUAAAUUGUUUAUUUUGCAUGGUGGUGCUGGGGGGGGGAUGAAAUGAACAUUUGUUUUGUGAUAUUUUUGUGGUUGUUUUUAAUCAUGGCAUGUAACUUAAAUCAAUAAAGUCAUAUUUUGGUGUGAACCCAGUAAUAAUGCAUCAACAAAAUUACAGAUGGUUCUCUGAGCAGAUUUGAAUUCCUACCUAAUCUAGGUUGAACAGAAAUGAUUUUUCCCUGGAUAUUUCUUUUUGAGACCUAAAAUGGGACUAAGAUUAUACAGGCAGAAUAUCUAAAUUCCUAAAAAUGUACAGCUGUCUGCCUGGUCCAGUCCCCUAUGUAGGGUGGCCAUAUAUUCAAUAAGACUUUCCUAAUAUUCCUGAAAUUUAAAGGGAAAAAUCCACUAAACGGCUCUGGCUCUGGUCAUUGAUUACAUUAAAAAGGACAAAAUGCAA